AUGAUAUCUGGAAAUAUUGGCAGGAUAAGAGACGUGGCUGCCCAUUACACUCGCCAUACGAGUGCUGCAGUCACAGAAGCAGAUGAAGUAUUCGCUUGGGGUAAAUUCAAUGGCCAAAGAAACUCAAGUCCGACAAAAACCUCAUUCACAUCACUGGAUGAAGUUUUUGCGAAAAUUCGAAAUGGCACCGUUACAUUCCAACCAUUACGUACAAACCUUGAUGAUGAGCCAAUAGAGGAAAAGAACACUGAAAACGAAAGUCACGAAUGGGAAUGGCUCAAGAAACAUUUUGAUGACGCCGAAUCUGCUGACGUUGUUUUCGUGGUCGAGGGAAAGAAAAUCCACGCGCACAAAACAAUUUUGUUAAUGCGAUGCGCCGUCUUUAAGAUAAUGUUCCAGGGCAAUUGGAAAGAGAGCAACGAAAGAGAGCAAAUCAUCGAGCCUCACAGCUACGAUGCGUUUUUCGCCUUUUUGAAAUACUUCUACACCAACGAGGUUGAUUUGCAACCAGAUUUGGCUCUGGAGCUAUUCGCCUUGGCCCACUUCUAUCAAAUGACUGAUCUGCAAAAGGAGUGCCUGAAAAUUAUCAAAAGAGGCGUGACCAUGGAAAACGCUGCAUCGAUUUACGAUAAAGCAAUUCUGCUUGCUGCCGAGGAACUCAAGGAUUUCGUUUUCAAGUUCUGCAUGGAGCAUUUGACUGCUGUAAUGAACAGUGAUGGCUUCAAGCUCUUGAGUGGUGAUGUCGUGAAAGAUUUCGUCCUUCAUGCUGUUCAAGAAGGAGCGUUUAAAAAAUGA
This is a messenger RNA of Cloeon dipterum, 795 nucleotides long. RefSeq names its product RCC1 and BTB domain-containing protein 1-like. Gene Ontology annotation, biological process: proteasome-mediated ubiquitin-dependent protein catabolic process; regulation of proteolysis. The coding region runs from base 1 to 795 and encodes 264 amino acids. Gene Ontology annotation, molecular function: ubiquitin protein ligase binding. Gene Ontology annotation, cellular component: cytoplasm. NCBI's taxonomy places the organism in Eukaryota, Metazoa, Arthropoda, Insecta, Ephemeroptera, Baetidae. The record is from RefSeq and is a predicted model, not a curated record. The transcript has 7 exons.